UCUCACCGCGCUAUACCUUCACUUCGUCAAUUCCUCAUUCCACCAAAAGCCCGAGUAUCCGUCGACUUUACGACUUGUACAGCAUGUUAAUUAUCCAGUGAUUAGCAGUUGUGAACAAUUUCUCAGCGCAGUUAGCUCGCUGCUAUCGCCUUUCUACGUGUCUUGACCGGAAGCGAAGUAGUCUUCAUUGUUCGCAUUCGGUUUUAUUGUAUAUGACUGAGUGCCAUGGACCGGUAGAGGAUCCAAAGCGGCUGUGACAUGCAAAACAUCGAAAAUGAUGAGAAGGAUAGGCGCAAGACCAGAAGUAUUUGUGGAAAUCCAGGGAGCAUUGAUCCUACUUCUCGUUGCACUGACGCCCACUCUAUGCUCCGCUGGAAUUCUGGAUCCCUGGCAAUGGGCACGCAGCGACAGAAUUGAAGUUAACAUUCCUUGGCUACCAUUUGAGAAUGAGACGAGAUGCUACGAUGACUUGGGCUGUCUGAACAUCACGAGAAGCUGGUAUCAUCUCAUUCAUCGGCCGCUGAAUGUUUUUCCACUUCCUCGGGAGGUCAUUAACACUCGAUUCAUUCUCUACACUAAUGAGAAUCCCACCGAGGGCCAGGUGUUGAUUGUUGCUAAGGAUAAGUCGAUAAAGCGAUCGAAUUUCGAUCCCAAGAGGAAGACCAAGUUCAUUAUUCAUGGGUUCAUUGAUACUCCGUUAAGCAAUUGGGUGAAGGAGAUGAGGAAUGAAUUACUCAAGCAUGGGGAUUACAAUGUGAUUAUCGUUGAUUGGGCGGGUGGAAGUCUUCCUUUGUACACUCAGGCCACUGCCAACACUCGGCUGGUGGGGUUGGAGAUUGCGCAUCUUGUGAGGCAUCUUCAGACGAACUACGGCUUAGACACGAGUGAUGUACAUCUGAUAGGCCAUAGUUUGGGGGCCCACACGGCGGGUUACGCCGGAGAAAGAUUGGAGGGGCAAAUCGGAAGGAUAACCGGCCUCGAUCCUGCCGAGCCCUACUUCCAAGGCAUGCCCAGUCAUCUUCGCUUAGAUUGGGCGGAUGCCCAACUCGUCGAUGUCAUCCAUACUGAUGGAAAGAGCAUCUUUUUCCUAGGGCUUCCAGGUUACGGCAUGAGCCAGCCGUGUGGUCACCUAGACUUUUACCCAAAUAACGGUAAAGAACAGCCCGGCUGUACAGAUCUGAGUGAAACAACACCGUCUCUACCGUUGACCCUGAUUCGCGAGGGCCUGGAGGAGGCGUCGCGUGUUCUCGUUGCGUGCAACCACGUGAGGGCCAUCAAACUCUUCAUCGAGAGCAUCAACUCGAAGUGCCAGUAUGUGGCACACGAGUGCACCGAUUACGCCCGUUUCCUCAGGGGGGAGUGUUUUUCGUGCAAGAGUAACAGCAGUUUGAGCUGCGGAAUUAUGGGCUAUCACGCCGACAACAGUCCGGCUUUGGUGAAGAGAAUUUCCAUGGGACAGGACGCUUCCGCUUUGCUCGGAUCCAAGUUCUUUUUCUCGACGGGAAAGGAAGAUCCUUAUUGCCGGAGACAUUAUAGAAUAACCAUUAAUCUUGCCCGCCCCCCAACGGCCGAAAGUUGGGUCCAAGGAUUCAUGAAAGUGACUCUCCACGCUGACAACGGUGUCAUCAGAAAUAUGGAUCUAACACCGAAUGGGUACAUGAAAUUGGAGCACGGAACCACUCGCAGAAUAGUCGUAGCCCAUCCGGGAGGGGCUGCCAAUGAUCUCGGGAAAAUCCGCAGGGUCGAGCUCUCCUGGGCCUACGACAUGGACGUUCUCCAACCUCGGUCACUCUGCUUCUUCUGGUGCAACGACAAACUUUAUGUCGAUAAUAUUGUCGUGGAUAUGAUGGAGCUUCCAGGGAGAGGGAAGCGUGAAGCAGACUUCUCAAGCAAACUCUGUUCAGCCUCGCGCCAAGACUACGCCGAGAUAAACAGUGGCUCGAGCGCAUCCUUCGUCGAUAAUUGUUGAUGACAACGGAAACAUCACUUGGUCAGAAGCGUCUGAAGAUGAUCCAACUGUUGGGCCAGUUGGGGACGCCUCGAUUACUGGCAAUUCUCGAGGCAAAUCAAUCACCUUCACCGAUCGUUCGAUUCUUCGAAGACAGUAAGCAGUCUUCCUCCAAAGAAGUAUGUCAAUUUCAACAGUAACGAUGAAAUACAUCUCCGCUAAUGGAGACAACAAUGUGCACGUGCUCGGCAUGCUGAUAGUCAUGUGUGCUGGGCUGACAUUCAUGUGUAUUAAGUUAAUACGAGAAGCAAAUAGACGACUUUGAGGUGACUAUUCCCAGAAGUCAGAGAAUCAAAGAAUCUGUGGUAGCCGUUAAGACGUAUACGCUUAAUUAUUAUUAGUAUUUAGAUAUUUUCAUCAUCCCCAUUAGUUUCACUAAUAGCUUUUCCUUCUUGUGUUCAUUGAACUGUAGUACAUCACUGCAUAUUAUCUCGUACAUUUGAAAAACCUUUAACCCUUGUGAUAUUUUUUUUGUUUAUAAUAGUUUAGUGAUCCUCCAGCGUGAGGAACGAGUGAACUUGUGCGCUCGAAUAUUGUCUCUUUCUGUCUCCAUGUUAUGUACAU
Diachasma alloeum is the source of this 2572-nucleotide messenger RNA. RefSeq names its product pancreatic triacylglycerol lipase. The record is from RefSeq and is a predicted model, not a curated record. Gene Ontology annotation, biological process: lipid metabolic process. Lineage: Eukaryota; Metazoa; Arthropoda; Insecta; Hymenoptera; Braconidae. Gene Ontology annotation, molecular function: triacylglycerol lipase activity. The transcript has 9 exons. The coding region runs from base 275 to 1969 and encodes 564 amino acids.